AUGAGUCCAGGUGAUAAACCAUUUACAAUAACCUAUCUCAUAGGAUAUGCCCUGACCAAUAGUCACCAUAGCAUAGACUACAAGAAAGACGAGUACAUCGAACUUGACGAUGUCUUCUCAGAAAUUGGCCAUGUCAAAGAUAAGCAAUUCUGCGACAUAAAUCCUCAAGAAAACUCUUGGGUUUUAAACAUAGCUAGAAAUAAAAAAGCUCUAGGAGAAACUCUUAGACCAAGAAUUUCUAUGGAUUCACUCAACGUAGGAGAAAGCUCAGAAAGAAAAGAUAGUAAAACAGUCAAAAUUAAAACUCUUGACGACAAUACUGAAAAGAAAGAAUACGUUUUCUCUACUUCUGGAAAAGCUGAUUUUGAUAUCGAAAGGAAAACUUAUACUAAGAAGAAGUAUAAAGAAAAAAACAAAAAGAAAUACAAAUCUUUUUGGAAGAAGAAAAAGAGAAGAUUUUCUCCAGGAAAAUACUUCAAAAAAUCUUCGAAAGAAACACCUAAAAAGAAUAAUUCCUGCCCACAAGGAAAGAAAAAAUGCAGGUGUUGGAUCUGCAACGAAGAAGGACACUACGCUAAUGAAUGUCCAAAUAGGAAAAAGUACCCUGACAAGGUCAAGGUAUUACAAGCUACUAAUAAUGGAGGUUAUGAAGCUAUUGAAGAAGAAUACAUUUGUAUACAUUCAUUUGACAUGUUGAUACUAAUUCCUCGUCAUCCUCAGAAGAAGAUGAAACAACUACUGAUGACUCAGAUUAGCCUUAAACAGACUCCACCUUUUAAGAAGGAAGAGGUUAACCAUUUUUGUGCAAAACUCUAG
Lactuca virosa is the source of this 816-nucleotide messenger RNA. Lineage: Eukaryota; Viridiplantae; Streptophyta; Magnoliopsida; Asterales; Asteraceae. The record is from the annotation of a GenBank genome assembly.